This is a messenger RNA of Gigantopelta aegis, 459 nucleotides long. RefSeq lists its product as uncharacterized. NCBI's taxonomy places the organism in Eukaryota, Metazoa, Mollusca, Gastropoda, Neomphalida, Peltospiridae. The transcript is spliced from 3 exons. The coding region runs from base 16 to 360 and encodes 114 amino acids. The record is from RefSeq and is a predicted model, not a curated record.
ACGUUUUAGUGCCUGAUGUCGCCUCGCCUCUCACUUCGGAGGGUGCGAGGAUUGACACCCGUCUACAAUAAAUCUGACUGUUGCCGGGGUGUGGACAUAGAUACGACUGCACCUAGAAACCAGAGCUUAACGAUACCACAGCGUACACACCCGAAUAUGCAAGUAAAACUGGUUUUGUUUUUGGUUGUGUUGAUAACAAUUCAACAUGCAUGUACAAGUUCAUUCAUUGGAAGGCGUAUAGUAUCCAAGAACAUGGUGGAGAGGGAUGCAGAUGUGGAGCUAGAGGAUGUGGAAGAGGAUCUGCAGCAGCUGGCCCAGUUCAUGGAGUCUCAGAAUCGCUAUGACGACACUGUCAAUUAGCACUCAUCAACUUUUAAACUAUCCUGUAUGUUCAUGUCAACAAAAUUAACAGCUGGACUACUGACCAACAUACAGUAAUAAAAAUAGUGUUGAUGAGUU